UAUCUUCAACAAGAAUCGGAGAAAAUCCAAAAGAGAGCCUUGGCGAUAGUAUUACCAGAAUGCACUUAUCAGGAAGCUCUGAAGAAAACGAAACUGGAAACCAUCAGCGAGCACCAUGAAAUCUUGUCAAUGAAUCUCUUUGAUCAAAUCUCCAAGGACAGAAGUUCAAAACUACAUUCUCUCUUACCAGAGUACAACACGAACACGAACUACAAUCUUCGAAAGAAAAGAACCUUUGAAAUACCGCUGGUGAAAACAAGGCGAAGCGAUUUGCGAACUCGUUUAUAA
Paramuricea clavata is the source of this 288-nucleotide messenger RNA. The record is from the annotation of a GenBank genome assembly. NCBI's taxonomy places the organism in Eukaryota, Metazoa, Cnidaria, Anthozoa, Malacalcyonacea, Plexauridae.